GGCCGGUGGGGGAGGGCCGGGUUCGGCACUCCCGUCCCGCUCGGGCUUUCUUUGCAAACCUGAAGCUGCUUUUCGCCGGCCGGGAGCGCUCCGUGUCCGCGGCGCUGGCUCCAGAGCGAGGAGCAAUGGGAAAUCCACUGCAGUAUUAAUCCAAGGAGGUGCUCUGGGGACAGUUGGCAGCACAAUGGCUUCUCAGUACCUCGUAGUGGCUCUGGCCAUCUUCUCCUCUUGUACCCAGGUUGUAAUAGAAGCCAGCUCUUGGUGGUCUUUAGGGAUGAACCCUAUGAACCCCAUGAACCCUGUGCAGAUGUCAGAGGUGUAUAUAAUAGGAGCCCAGCCACUAUGUAGCCAACUAGCAGGGCUUUCCCAAGGACAGAAGAAACUCUGCCAGUUGUAUCAGGACCAUAUGCAGUUCAUUGGAGAGGGUGCAAAGACCGGCAUUAAGGAAUGCCAGUAUCAGUUCAGACAUAGAAGAUGGAAUUGCAGCACUGUGGACAACAACUCUGUUUUUGGCAGAGUCAUGCAGAUAGGCAGCCGGGAGACGGCGUUCACCUAUGCAGUGAGCGCGGCCGGGGUGGUCAACGCCAUGAGCCGGGCAUGCCGGGAGGGCGAGCUCUCCUCUUGUGGCUGCAGCCGGGCCGCGCGGCCCAAGGACCUGCCCCGGGACUGGCUGUGGGGCGGCUGCGGGGACAACAUCGAGUACGGAUACCGCUUUGCCAAGGAGUUUGUUGAUGCCCGGGAACGGGAGAGAGUUUACCAGAGAGGCUCAUACGAGAGUGCUCGGAUCAUGAUGAACCUACACAACAAUGAGGCCGGGAGGAGAACUGUAUACAACCUGGCUGAUGUAGCCUGUAAGUGCCAUGGUGUCUCUGGUUCCUGUAGCCUGAAGACCUGUUGGCUUCAGCUUGCUGAUUUCCGCAAGGUAGGCGAUGCCCUGAAAGAGAAAUACGAUAGCGCUGCUGCCAUGAAACUCAACAGCCGGGGCAAGCUGGUGCAGAUGAACAGCCGCUUCAACGCACCUACCAUCCAUGACCUGAUCUACAUCGAUCCCAGCCCUGACUACUGCAUGCGCAAUGAGAGCACUGGGUCCCUGGGCACCCAGGGCCGCCUUUGCAAUAAGACCUCAGAGGGCAUGGACGGCUGUGAACUGAUGUGCUGCGGACGGGGGUACGACCAGUUCAAGACGGUGCAGCGAGAACGCUGCCACUGCAAGUUCCACUGGUGCUGCUAUGUAAAAUGCAAGUUGUGCACAGAGAUCGUGGACCAGUUUGUGUGCAAAUAGGAGAUGGACGAGGUGGGAGGAACUGCAGCCACCUGCCUGCGAGGGGUGUGGGCCCCUCACCCCUUCCACGGGACUUUUUCUGCUUUAUUUAUAGAGUCCAGUGAGUUGUUGU
Messenger RNA from Centrocercus urophasianus (Greater sage-grouse), 1394 nucleotides. It is a transcript of the gene WNT5A, whose product is annotated as Wnt family member 5A. Gene Ontology annotation, cellular component: extracellular region. Lineage: Eukaryota; Metazoa; Chordata; Aves; Galliformes; Phasianidae. The transcript has 5 exons. Gene Ontology annotation, molecular function: frizzled binding; cytokine activity. Bases 185 to 1282 code for a protein of 365 amino acids. Gene Ontology annotation, biological process: multicellular organism development; cell fate commitment; neuron differentiation. The record is from RefSeq and is a predicted model, not a curated record.